AGGGUUUACAGAAUCAUUAAACCUGUUCUUUUAAUGUGCUAAUAAGGGAUUCGCAGGUUUAUUAGAUCAGUUAUUUUACUCAAAUUAUAACAUUCUCGAAUGACAUGAGUUCCGAUUGUUCCAGGAGUGAUUUAACCCGAUUUGCGGUCGACAAAAAUAAAAAUUUAUAUAUACAAAUCUAUUGUAUUUACUAACAGUCAAUCGAAUCGCUUAAUUGUGUAAAAUAUGCAAUGCAACGUGACUCAUGAUUGCAUUUAUCGUAAGAGUAAAAUGUGAUUUGCUAUUUGGAAUACAAGGUCGUGCAUAAUAAUGAAGUGUUAAUUAUAAAAAAGAACGAAACGAAUAUACAUAUAGUCCAACUAGUCAGAAUGACCGAUCAAGAUGCGAAUAAUAAUACGCUCCCUUUACGGGAAAAUUUAGUACAAACUGCGGUGCAGUUUUUGCAGAACCCCAAAGUAACGCAGAGUCCAAUGGAUCGUAAACAGCAAUUUCUCAAAAAAAAAGGCCUUACAGAUGAAGAAAUUAAAGCAGCUUUUAAUCUGGCAUCUAUCAACACUGUGGUUGAUCCUGAGACUCUCUAUAAUCAGAAAGUGUUACCAUAUACUGCUGUACAAAUGCCACGAAUGGCUGCUUACUCAUGUUAUCAAACAAAUAAUAGUCAAUUGACACUUUACCAAAAAAUCAAAGAACUUUUUAACUUAGCAGCAUUGAUUGGUGCAACAGUAUACUGUAUUUAUUGGUUUUACAAGAAAUUUAUAAGACCCUUUCUAUUUGGUCGGAAGAAGCCAAAAAUUAACGUGGAAGAUGCAGUUGUAGAGUUAAAUGAAACAGUGGACAAAUCUGUAACAUCGACAAAAGCUUCUAUUUCAAAAGUGAAUGAAUAUAUAUAUGAAAUGAAGGAACAAAAUAGAAAUAUCUUAAGCACAGUACGAGAAGUCAAAGUGGAUUUAGUUAAUUUAAAAGCUAUGCUUUUAUCGAGUAGAAGGUUUCCCACUGCUCCGACAUCUAUCCCAGCAUGGCAGUUGGAUACCACAAAUGAAACUCAAGAAAAAGCAACUGAACGGGAGGACGAUGCUGGAAGUGGAAGUAACAAUUCAGACAGUUCCUUAGAAAUGAUUCGAGAGGAACCAACCAAGGAAUAAAUUUAGGAAUUCUGUGUCUACCAUAACCACUUCUGUAAAGAUAGUCUUCUAUAUGCUGAUCCUUAUCAUCAUAUAUUGGAGAAGAGGAUUGUGGAUUGAAAUAUUUAUAUGAUAUUAGAGAUGUGUCGCGCGUUACUUUUAUUAUUAGCAAUAAACAUUUUUGCGUUCUUGAUGAAAUUGGUCACUUCUUAAAUAUUUUAAUAUUUAACAACUGCUGAUUGUUGUACAAAGAGCAACUUUCUGAAGUUUCCAAUAUUAUUGAAAAACAGUUUCAUACAUUGAUAACGUCGUUUCUGUUACAAUUAUUAACAAUAUAAUGAAUUAAUC
Molecule: messenger RNA, 1469 nt
Organism: Harpegnathos saltator (Jerdon's jumping ant)
Lineage: Eukaryota; Metazoa; Arthropoda; Insecta; Hymenoptera; Formicidae
Gene: Pex14
Product: peroxisomal biogenesis factor 14
Exons: 5
Coding region: 369-1142 (257 amino acids)
Biological process (GO): protein import into peroxisome matrix, docking
Cellular component (GO): peroxisomal membrane; peroxisomal importomer complex
Molecular function (GO): signaling receptor binding
Source: RefSeq, a predicted model, not a curated record